UAUAUUCCACCCGGCGUUUUGCCAACCUCAUAAAUGAUAGUCUUUAUUACUUUUGUCAUUUUGUUUUGAGUAAAUUAAAGAAACGAAUAUUGUCUCAAGUGGUUAAGCCGAGUUUUGUCAUAAAGAAGCCUCAUUUUAUUAAGGAUGUGGGAAUUUAUAGCCCUGAGAGUUUGUAACACAGGGCAGUGUGAAGUUAACCUAGGGUAAGGCAUUCCGCCUAGCAUGUAAGACUGAAAACUGAGACAGAUUCAAGAUUCUGAUCACAUUUUUAUGAAAAUAUACGCUUAUAGUUUUGAGCUAUACAUGUUAUCUGUUUUUUCCUUACCUGUCACCUUAAUGGCAGUGAAGAAACUGAAAAGAAUAAAUAAUAUUCUAUAAGAAUAAUUUUUUUGUUUUCAAUUAAUAAUUUUUGGUUUGUGAUUUUAUUUAUUUCAUAAUAGAAAAACAAAAUUAUUAAUAAAAAUAAUCAAGUGUGUAACUUUGUCCACAGCAACAGGUUCAACACUCAUAUGGAUGACCCAGUAACUACCCAGUGACUCCCAAUGACUACCCAGGCUGGAGAGAAAAACAUGAGCAGCAUGAAGUCCCUCCUGAUGAGGGCGUGGAGGGAGAGGUGGUCAGACAUACAGUGGGGUAUCACUGUGAAGAGGCUGCUCACUCGCUUCGCAGAGGCCGAGAUGUGUAAUUUAGCUGACUUGAUCCUCCAGCAAGCUUUGGUGGGAACCAGCCCCAACACCUUGGUGCUCUCAUAUCUCAAACAUGUGCAAAGCACUCAGAUCAUCACAACAGCCAGCGUGUUAAAGAGUGUCAUGAAGUACGAGGAUUUGGCACGCCCGUAUUGUAUAAAAAGUUUGCUGGAGCUAGUGACUGGGAUGUUGGCCAAAAUAAGCUCACAUGCGUAUUCAGAAGACUCGAUUGCUCUGUGUAAGACUCUGCAGCAGACAGUCAACUGGGCAUUACAGCUUGCUUACCGUGGCUUGCAGAGCCUACAAGAUAACAAGCAGGCAGCAGAGUACCUCGCCAUUGUGGAUAGGUCAUGUGACUUGGUUGCCAUGGUGAUGAAAAGUGAAUCCAGUAAAGCGUUGAUGUAUAUUGCAAAGUUUGAGGAUUCAGAGUCAGCCAGACAACUUGAGCAGACAGAAAUGAAUGUCCGUGGCGUUUUCAACCAACUUCAGCCGGCUUGUAUCACUGUGCAGCUGAAAGAAAAGGUGGAAGGCAUAUUGAAAGGGAUUGAAAACAUUUAUGUUAUCCCCACAACCCUGCAGCCAUCUGUUUCCAUGACAACAAGAUCAGUCCUGAGCACAGUCAGCGUCAUGCUGAACAUCGAGGCAGUUCUCAAUCCGACCAAUGAUGUGCGUCCUAUCAUGGAGCAGUUGAUCUUGUUGGAACGAGCCAAGAAGGUAGAGCGUACAGACCUCUACUGCCUGAUAUUGCGGGCGUGUUUCAUGGGGAUGAUAGACUCUAAAGAUGGAACAGAGGAGUUGAAGUGGGCUGCUUUCACUUAUCUUAAGCUGCCCCUCUUGUUUGCCAAGUUUUCCCAGAAGUCUCCACUGCGGGACUGCAGUAAGGAUUUAGAGACGGCAUUUGAGAAAUUCCUUAAUUAUGUUCCCCUACUGGACUUAACAGAUUCCAAGUGCAAUUGUGACUGUUUGAGUUUGUUCCUGAAAAAGCUGUGUACACACGGCUUGCUGUCAGACGCUCAGUGUAAAAAGUUGUUGGCCAAACGGAUGAAGGACACCCAGAAACCAAAGACGCCUGUCCAACAAAACCAGCAACCCAGUGCUAGCCUCAUCUUGAGAGCUGAGCCCACUGUGGCUAGCAUACUCAAGACUUUGGACGCUGACUACUCCAAGAGCCAAGAAUCUCUACUGGGUAUACUAUUCCACAUGUUGUCUGGGAGGAGUUUUGAACUGAUACUAGCUGCUGCAGCUGCCACAGGGAAACUGCAGAGUUUUGCUAUGAAAAUGAUCAAGUUUAACGAGUUUGCCAAGCAGGCGAGUGGCGACACAGACCAGGCCGCGCAGACGACAGCUCUCUUGUUUGAUAUCACCUUCCUGAUGGUGUGUCACAUAGCACAGUUAUAUGGAUCUGAGAUAAUCAGCUCCAACAUAGAAUGUUCGGACUCGUUCUUUGCGCAGUGGGUGAAGCGCUGUCUGCCGGAGGAUGGGAAAGCCAAAUGCCUGGACAACAACAGCUUUCAGCCAGACCCCCUGAAAGUGGAGUCCCUGCUGCAGCAGUUUAAUGCUGGAGGGGAGCUGAAAACAAGCCAUACCAAGUGGCAGGACGUGUGUAAUAACAUUCCCUUCAUGGUGCAGGAGGUGUUGUACGCCUGGGAACAUGGGGCCAUCAUGAGAGACACUGUCAGGACAAUGAUGGGUAACAUCAAGUCCAAGCUGUGUUGUCUCCCAGUGGUGGUGGUGUCAUGGCUGUGUACACACAUCAGUUCUCUGAACAGUACAGCCAGAAUGAAACCUCUCCAGAUGAUAGAUAUGUUACAGCAGCCCGUGGUUCACUCCCAGACACCAGAUACUGCCAAUCAGUAUUAUAGUGAAAGAUCCACUCUCAUGAAUAACAUUAUCCUCAAGAUGGCCGCGGACUUACUCCCAGCAACGACUAACAAAACCAGCUUGUCUGGUAAAUCUGACCUUCACGCGACCUUGAAGCAGACAUUCCUGGCCAGUUAUCGUAAAGGUUGGCUCAGUAUUCAGGCUCUGCAUGAUUUAGAGCAGCUGUACUGUACUGGGGGUGCCGAGUGGUUCUGUGAAACACUAGUCAAG
Molecule: messenger RNA, 2777 nt
Organism: Lingula anatina
Lineage: Eukaryota; Metazoa; Brachiopoda; Lingulata; Lingulida; Lingulidae
Product: mediator of RNA polymerase II transcription subunit 24-like
Biological process (GO): positive regulation of transcription initiation by RNA polymerase II
Cellular component (GO): mediator complex
Molecular function (GO): transcription coregulator activity
Source: RefSeq, a predicted model, not a curated record